AUAGGUCAAAGGUGAAAACCCAAGAAGAAAGGAAGUAGCUAAGCCCCGUGUGUGUGGUCGUUUCUCCAUGGUAGGAUGUGCUGGAAAGUUGAGUCACACCAAUAGUAAAGCAGCCCAUGAGACGUAAAACUUUCACCCAAAAACUAUGAAGGCUCAACAGCACGAAUAAUCAAUUAAAAAUCACGUUUGAGAAAAAAAACAUCACAAUGGCAAGUCCACAUUGGAAGAAACAACCUCUACAAACAGCAUACGGUGGUAGAAAUUAUUCAAACUCUGGACCUCUCCAACGCUCACAAAGUUAUCCAUCGCAUAAUGGGGUUCUAAGAGAAACAGGACAAGUGGAAAAAUUAUUGUCUUCGUAUGGCUUUCUUCAGUGCUGUGAUCGGGAUGGAAGACUAUUUUUCCAUUAUAGUGAAUUUUCUGACAAUGUGGAAGAUUUGACAGUAGGAGAUGCUGUGGAAUUUGAAACGUCCGUUGAUAGAAGAACUGGAAAACCUGUAGCUUGCAAACUUGUGAAGCUGAAGAAUGGGACCGUAUCCACAGAGAUAUUGAGCGAGGAGAAAGUUACUGGUUACAUUGUCAGUGAGGCUAAGCUACCCAAGUCUAGAAAUGGGGGAAUAAAUGGAGAAAGUGGUCAAGUGACUUAUGAAAUGAAUGGGGAAUGCUUUUUCUUAAAUUAUAUGAUUCAAGAUGUGGAAACUAAAGACACAAGAUUGAAGAAAGAAGAUAAAGUUUUGUUCAACAUUGCCACGAACAAAAGAGAUGGCAGCGUGCAUGCAUGUAAUAUGACAUUAUUGGAAUCUUUUGUUGUGCCUCGGUAUCAAGCAAUUGUCUGCUCAAUGAAGGAAUCGUUUGGUUUUCUGGAGAGAGCUGAUGUUGUAAAAGAGAUUUUUUUUCAUUACAGUGAAUUUGAGGGUGAUAUAAAUGAGCUUGUUUUAGGAGAUGAUGUUGAAUAUGACAUUGCAAUUCGAAAUGAUAAAGAGGUAGCCAUUAACAUUAAAAAGCUACCACCCGGCACUGUGGUGUUUGAGGAAAUAUCAGAAGAGAAGUAUGUUGGUCACAUUUCUAAGGUGAUACCGAGAUUCAGCAAUCGACGUCAAACAGAACCGUUUCCAGGGAAGCUCAUAUUUGAGACGCCAGAUGGAGGGAAAAGAGAACUUUCAUUUGGUGAAAAAGAUGUGAUAGGAAGUUACACACUAAAUGAGGAUGAUAUGGUGGAGUUUCAGAUAGCCACAGACAAGAGGGAUCUCCUACAGCGAGCUACUAAUAGCAAAUUCAGGAUGGAGACAUUUGAAAAUAUGAAAGAAUCCAGAGAAAUGGGUGUAGUUGCAGCGAUAAAGGAAGGUUUUGGAUUCAUUAAGUGCGUGAACCGUGAACCAAGAAUGUUCUUCCAUUUCAGUGAACUCCUGGAACCGGGAGAUCUUCAUAUAUCUGAUGAAGUAGAGUUCACUGUUAUUCCAGAUCCUAAUGCUCCAAAGCGACAGAUUGCUGUUCGUAUCCGACAACUUCCAAAGGGAUCUGUAAGCUUUGAAAUCGUACAACCGGAACGUAUUCAAGGAACUGUGGAAAAAGUACCAACAAAUAUGUGGGGCAAGAGUCCAGGUAAAUGCAGUAAAGAUAAAGAACUUGACCGUGGAUUAAUAAGUUACCAAAUGAAUGGAAAGAAACAGACUAUCGCUUACCAUGCUAAAGACACAGAUAUACGCACACCACCAAACACAGGUGAUCAGGUCGAAUUCAAUCUAGCGGAAGUGAAAAAAGACAGCACGCAGACAGCUGUCAAUGUUGUCGUACUAAAUCGUGGUGAAGAAACAACAAAGUAUGGCUAUAUAUCUGUUCUAAAAGACAGCUUUGGAUUCAUAGAAACUGAACAACAUGAUAGAGAAGUCUUCUUCAGAUACAGUGAGGUUAAUGGUGACAUCAAUGAAUUUGAGCUCGGGGAUGAGGUUGCGUUUACAAUGGUGCGACGCAGCACCAGAGUACAUGCCGAGAACAUCAGGAAGCUGGCCAAGGGAACUCUUCCCGGUGAGGUAGUGAAGCCGGAUGUGCAGCUAGGUCAGGUGGUACGACCACUUCGCAAUAUUGACCCACAGCAAGAGGAAUACGAAGGUCUUGUUCAGUUGAUACAGGAAGAUGAAUCUGAAGGGGAAGUGUACUCAUACUGCAUCACUGGCCUCACUGAUAAACAUGAGUUCUUGCAAGCUGGUGAUAAAGUGCGUUUUCAGAUUGGCGUUUCAAGGACCGAUGACAAAGAAUGGGCUUGUAACAUCACAGCACUUAGAAAGUUUAUUCGCAGUAAAGUGGACUCACUCAAGGGACAGUAUGGAUUCAUUGACUAUGAGAUGGAAGAAGGCAAAAAGCUGUUUUUCCACAUGAGUGAGGUUCAGGAUGGCAUUGACCUGCAGGUUGGGGAUGAGGUAGAGUUUGUAAUGAUAUGCAACCAGCAGAACGGUCGCUAUAGUGCCGUCAAUGUUCGCAGACUCAGUAAUCGUCAGCGACCUGAACAUCUUGUGCACAAGUUGAAAACGAACCAAUCUUUAGAAAAGCGUGGCCCUCGUUUCAUCGUCACCAGACAGCCACGUGGCCCAAACGGUACUAAAGGGUUUGAGCUACAACGACAAGUGCCGUAGUCCUGGAGAUGAUGUGAUCACUAUCCUGCUAAAAGCAUAUUGGUAAUAACUAAUGAGAAGAAGAAUGCGUCUUUUAAUGUAAUUUUGCUACGUAUAUAAUGAAAGUAUUCUUUUUUUUUAAAUGGAAUGAGCCCUUAAGCAAUAAAAAGAUUUGUUAAGAUUGAAGUGGUGCUAUGAAAGAAGUACAGUAAAUGGAUUUCAACAAUAACUUCCGUAUAUUUUAAAAUAAAGUUUUCACAGGAGUAUUCAGAAAAAUGUUUUUAAAAUAAUAUGAACAAUUUCCAAAAUAUAUUUACCCCUAUUUUAUAAAUCUCUGCUUUUCAUAUUAUCAUUUAUGUUGUUUUUAUCAUGUCUUAUAUCAUGCAAAAAUGGAUUCAUUAAGAGGCCUUGUUAAGUGAAAUCUGUGUUAGUUGUCCACCUAAUAUGAAAAUAAGAGUUAUUCAAUAAAUAAGGAUAUUCAAAAAUAUAUUGGAAGCUUAAUUUCUCCCUCACUAUCCAAAAUUUGUAUUUAUUUUUGUUUGUUGGUAAAUAUUGUUUAUUGAUUGUAAUUCUGAAGUAAAAAGUGUAUCACAACCUUAGUGGAAUGUUUACGUCAUUCUUUUCUUUUCUUGGAUGGAGCUUCUGAAAGUGAUUGACCAAUGUAUUCUGACUAAAACCAUCAAGUUAAGGCUGGCAAUUCAAGGAUAAGAAAUUGUUGACGAGCUUGGCCCGGGUCCUCGUCCUUUAUGAGGGUAUCAAUGACCAGCAGUUUAAUACUUCAACCUGACAAAAGCAAUUAUACCAUCUCUGCAAAUCUGAUCCAUGUUCGUUUUUUUUCUGAUUGGUUUAAUGUCUGAAUAAUGACAUGUAAAAGUAGAACUUUAGGAUAUUAUUUGUAAAGAAUAUUGCUCUUAUCUAUCAAAUUAAGAUCAUUUUUCAGUUUGAGACAACUUCAUUAUUAAAUACGAUGGUCUGCAUCACUAAUUACUCAUAUUCCCUCUUUAGAACCACAUUAUAUACCGUAUAUCACAUGUGCAAUUUGUGUAGAUUGGAUGAAGCUAGAAUAAUUAUAUCCCGCUUCAUAAUAUAUAGCUGAAUUAUGCAAGAAUAGUAAUUGUCAUUUUUUUAAAUCCAGUGCACUAUGUAUUAUUAUUGAAUGGUAUUGUCAAGUCAACUCCGAAUCAUGUUUGUAACUUAUCGAUACAAUAUGUAUUUUUAAAAAUCAAUGAAGAUUCAUUCUGUACAUGAGAACCUGUAACAGUAAAUAUUAUGUUAAUGAGAAAAGAAGGUGUUUCAUUACUAUAAAUAAAUGCUUAUCUUUUUGUUUUUAUGUAUGUUAUAUAUAUGUGCAUGUUCUUAAAAAAGAUGGGACAAAGAAGAUGAAUAAAGGAAAGAAUCGACAAAGA
Molecule: messenger RNA, 4015 nt
Organism: Anneissia japonica
Lineage: Eukaryota; Metazoa; Echinodermata; Crinoidea; Comatulida; Comatulidae
Product: cold shock domain-containing protein E1-like
Exons: 21
Coding region: 207-2630 (807 amino acids)
Molecular function (GO): nucleic acid binding
Source: RefSeq, a predicted model, not a curated record